AAGUUUAUUCACACCUUUAAACACAAAUCGGCUUCAAUUAUUGGAAUGAUCCAUCUAAAAGCCUUACCAGGGACUCCACUCAAUAAGUAUAGUGUGAAAGAAAUAGUAGAUAUUGCCUGCAAAGAAGCAAGAAUAUAUAAAGAUGCUGGAGUGGAUGCAGUUAUGGUUGAAAAUAUGCAUGAUAUCCCAUAUCUUCAUACUAAUCAAGUUGGUCCAGAAAUAACAGCUACUAUGUCUGUUGUUUGUUCAGAGGUAAAAAGAGUGUUCACACCAGGACCUGUUGGUGUUCAGGUUUUAGCUGGGGCCAAUAAACAUGCCAUGGCUAUAGCUCAUGCUGCUAAUUUACAGUUCAUCAGAGCAGAAGGUUUUGUAUUUUCACAUGUUGCUGAUGAAGGAUUGAUGAAUGCCUGUGCUGGAGAGUUAUUAAGAUAUAGAAAACAAAUAGAUAGUAAUAAUAUUCUGAUAUUUACUGAUAUAAAAAAGAAACAUAGUGCUCAUGCUAUAACAGAUGAUGUUAAUAUAAUAGAAACAGCUAAAGCUGCCCAAUUUUUUUUGAGUGAUGGAGUCAUUGUAACUGGUCAUUCUACAGGGCAUGCUGCAAAUGUUAAGGAACUAAAAGGUGUGUUAGACAGUGUCAGUCUACCUGUUUUAGUAGGAUCUGGUGUAACUUUAGACAAUCUAGAUUCCUAUAAAGCAGCCACAGGUUUGAUUAUAGGAUCAUAUUUUAAGAAAGAUGGUAAAUGGAAUAAUGAUAUAGAUGAAGAGAAAGUUAAAAGGUUUAUGGAGAAAGUUGUAGCUAUUAGAACUAAUCCUAUUAAAGCUACCUAUAUUAUGUGAUUUUCUUAGUUAUAUUUAGGAUAUUUUAUUACUAUGCAUUUAAUUAAUGAAUAGCAGCAUUAUGAUUUUUUUUUUUUAUUCCAUUUC
Lottia gigantea (owl limpet) is the source of this 924-nucleotide messenger RNA. RefSeq lists its product as hypothetical. The transcript is spliced from 6 exons. The record is from RefSeq and is a predicted model, not a curated record. Lineage: Eukaryota; Metazoa; Mollusca; Gastropoda; Lottiidae. The coding region runs from base 46 to 837 and encodes 263 amino acids.